Messenger RNA from Mesitornis unicolor (brown roatelo), 1811 nucleotides. It is a transcript of the gene SMARCD3, whose product is annotated as SWI/SNF related, matrix associated, actin dependent regulator of chromatin, subfamily d, member 3. Gene Ontology annotation, biological process: regulation of transcription by RNA polymerase II. The transcript has 12 exons. The record is from RefSeq and is a predicted model, not a curated record. Gene Ontology annotation, cellular component: SWI/SNF complex; nucleus. NCBI's taxonomy places the organism in Eukaryota, Metazoa, Chordata, Aves, Mesitornithiformes, Mesitornithidae. Bases 7 to 1377 code for a protein of 456 amino acids.
CCUGGGAUGCCAUCAGGAGCCCGAAUGCCCCAUCAGGGGGCUCCCAUGGGUCCCCCAGGGCCGCCGUAUGUUGGAAGCCCCUCGGUGCGACCCGGGAUGCCCCCGGCCGUGAUGGAGAGCACCAGGAAGCGCGCGGCGCCGCAGCAAGUGCAGCAGCAGCAGGUGCAGCAGCAGGUGCAGCAGCAGCAGCAGGGCACCCAGAGCCGGACCAGGAGUGCCAAGAGGAGGAAGAUGGCUGACAAAAUUCUCCCUCAGAGGAUCCGGGAGCUGGUUCCUGAGUCCCAGGCCUACAUGGACCUGCUGGCCUUCGAACGCAAGCUGGACCAGACCAUCAUGCGGAAACGCGUGGAUAUUCAGGAAGCGCUGAAGAGGCCGAUGAAGCAAAAGCGGAAACUGAGACUCUACAUCUCCAACACGUUUAAUCCUGCGAAGUCUGACGCGGAUGACUCUGACGGCAGCAUCGCGUCGUGGGAGCUGCGAGUGGAGGGGAAGCUCCUGGAUGACCUCAGCAAACAGAAACGAAAGUUUUCGUCUUUCUUCAAGAGUUUGGUCAUUGAGCUGGACAAAGAUCUGUAUGGACCUGACAACCACCUCGUGGAGUGGCACAGAACUCCCACAACCCAGGAAACGGAUGGUUUUCAGGUGAAGAGACCCGGUGAUGUCAGUGUGCGGUGCACGUUGCUCCUCAUGUUGGACUACCAGCCGCCACAGUUCAAGCUGGACCCGCGGUUGGCCCGUUUGCUGGGGAUACACACGCAGACCCGCUCAGCCAUCAUCCAGGCGCUCUGGCAGUACAUCAAGACAAACAAGCUGCAGGACUCCCAUGACAAGGAGUACAUCAACUGCGACAAGUACUUCCAGCAGAUCUUUGACUGUCCGCGGCUAAAGUUUUCUGAGAUUCCUCAGAGGCUCACUAACCUGCUGCUGCCACCAGACCCUAUCGUGAUAAACCACAUCAUCAGUGUUGACCCCAACGAUCAGAAGAAGACGGCUUGUUAUGACAUAGAUGUAGAAGUUGAAGACCCGUUAAAGGGACAGAUGAGUAGUUUUCUUCUCUCAACAGCUAACCAACAGGAGAUUACAGCAUUGGACAACAAGAUUCAUGAGACAAUCGAAUCCAUAAAUCAGUUAAAAAUACAACGUGAUUUCAUGCUGAGUUUCUCCAAAGAUCCCAAAGGAUACAUCCAAGACCUUCUCCGGUCCCAAAGUAGGGAUCUUAAGGUGAUGACUGAUGUAGUUGGAAACCCAGAGGAAGAACGCAGAGCUGAAUUUUAUCACGAGCCAUGGUCUCAAGAGGCUGUAAGCAGAUAUUUCUACUGCAAGAUCCAGCAGCGCCGGCAGGAACUGGAACAGUCUCUGGGAGUGCGCAACACAUAAGUACUGCUCACAAGAUCCCGUUGGCGUCAUGACCACCAAACCAGUGGACUUUUCAGUGUUACUUAGCUCACUGUUACACAUGGACCUGUUUCCUGAUGGGAUGGGAAUGUACCAUCACCACACCAGUCAGAACACCAGCUUUAGAGUGACCCUUGAAAAUCUUGCCCAUGGCGGGUGCCUCAAACCAUUCCAGGCCAGAGACAGCACCGUACAGGUGUCAGCGUUAACGAAGAUUAAAGGUUCAUUCAUCAACACGCAUCAUUAAGUUUUAGUGGAAAGUUCAGACACUACACAGCAAAUCUACUGGGCUAUGCAUAGAAUCAUGAGUGGCAUUGAUGGGGGACGUUGAGGUGGGUGUUAUAGGAGACUACAGAUUUAGAGAUAUAAAUGCAGUUCUCAUCCUAAGGGUCUCGAAUAGUAACUUCUCUGGAAUU